GGAGCAACAAUAAGACGUGACGAAGAGACGGGAGCCAUCAUUGUAGCACGGAUCAUGAGAGGAGGGGCAGCAGACAGAAGUGGACUGAUUCAUGCUGGGGAUGAACUGAAGGAGGUCAAUGGGAUCCCUGUGGAYGACAAGAAACCAGAAGAAAUCAUUCACAUGCUGGCCAUCUCACAAGGAGCCAUUACUUUUAAAGUAGUUCCUGGUAUAAAAGAAGACACCCAAAUCAGGGAGCCAAAGGUGUUUUUGAAAGCCCUCUUUGACAAUGACCCUAAAAAAGACAGCUCCAUCCCAUGUAAGGAAGCUGGACUGGACUUCAAGAAGGGCUCCAUCCUUCAGAUCAUGAGCCAAGAGGACGCCACGUGGUGGCAGGCCAAACAUGAGGGGGACGCCAACCCUCGUGCUGGCYUGAUCCCGUCCAAACAGUUCCAGGAGAGGAGAUUUGCACUACGACAGCCCGUUACAACUCUCCCAGUCCAGCGGACGAUGAGCAGGAGAUCAUCUGGAUUCAGGAGAAGCUUCCGUCUCAGUAGAAACAGAAAAACCAACAAGUCCAUGUAUGAGUCCAAGAAGAGUGAAAUGUACGACAUGGCUGACGUGCCCACGUACGAGGAGGUUGCCUCGUACCGCCGGCAUAGUGGAGCUAAACACAGACUAGUGGUCCUAGUGGGUCCCACAGGAGUCGGCCUGAAUGAACUCAAGAGGAAGCUGUUGAUCUCUGACCCCCAGCACUACAGUGUGACCAUCCCAC
Messenger RNA from Austrofundulus limnaeus, 754 nucleotides. Its product is annotated as MAGUK p55 subfamily member 7. The record is from RefSeq and is a predicted model, not a curated record. Gene Ontology annotation, molecular function: protein binding. Lineage: Eukaryota; Metazoa; Chordata; Actinopteri; Cyprinodontiformes; Rivulidae.